AUGAACGACCGCCGGCGGAGUAGGGCAGAGUUACGCAAGGGAGCUCCUGCAUUCGUGGAUGACGCCAAUACAGGACGACGGACAGGGAAAUUCAUCCCUACAGUUCAACUGGAUGAGGAUGGAUUCGAAUCGAUUGAAGGGCUAUUUGGUAGCCAGGCCUAUGCCGAAGAAGCGGCUACCGUGGUGGAGUACAGCUAUAUCGAGGAGGAAGAGGAAGAAGGAGAGAGCAUGGAGUUGACCCGCAUAGCCGAAAAUGAAGAUGAUAUGGACGACUACGAUAUUCCCGAGGUCCAGCGUGCGUCUUGUGCUCAUUCCGUCCCGCUCCAGCACCUGUGCGACGACCGGUCGUACACAGGUCCUCGCCUAUCAUGGACGAUCACGUUCCCUCUCCUCAACGAUUCUCCCAAUCUUCGCAAUCCACACGAGCAAGGGCUCCGCUUAAUUCCGCGACGGAGUCACAGUCUCAUGCGGAGCUCGUCGCCUAUUGCACCUGACCCCGAACCAGAGGAGGAAGAGGAAGAGGAGGAACCCGAGCCACAGCCUGAACCGGAGAAGAGCAGGAGACGAACGAUCUCAAGGAGGUCCACGCUCGGGAAUGGUGAUCAUAGCGUGGACAUGGAGUUGGACGAACCCACUCUGUCCGUGGUACAGGAGCAGGACGAGGAAAUCGAUGUUGAUGUUGGAUCGCCACCUCCCCCACCACCUCCCCUCCAAAGUCCAACCGCCGCCUCGUCUGUUAACAAGCCUGCUUCCAAGACUGCCCAACCACCAGCCCGCACUCUCACACCGACCCCGCCGCCACCUGCGAACGAUGAUAUGGAGGAAGAAAUUGCCAAUGGCUUAGCACAGCUGGAUGCCGGAGGACGAAGAGGACGAGCCAGAACCCGAGCCUCCCGCCAAAUCCGGCGCAAAAGCCAAGGGCAGGCCAAAGGGCAAGGGCAACGCCAAAGAAAAGAGGCCGAGAUGAGGAAGAGGACGGCCAAAAAUCACCCAAGAAGCCUAGAGCAGGAAAGGGCAAGGAGAAUGCGAAUGCGAGGGAAACCACUGUUGAGCCUGUGGGUCGGAGGAAAAAGCGCGAUUUCAGUGAUUUUCUCCCUGGAGUGGUGGCGCGGUGAAAAGUUCGUCUACGGGCGCUCUCCAGAUCCAGAAGAAGGCCCACUACUCGUUCCCCUCAUCCGCGCCAUUGAACGACCUCCCAAACCCCGCAGCCGCACUAUCCAAAAAGGUACCCAAGAAAGGCGGAAGGAAGACCAAGGUAAAAAAGAAGAGGAAGACCAGGAGCUGGGAGAGGUGGGCGUCUUUGGUGCGCCAAGGACGCAAGAGGAUGGGCUGGACGAAGAAACCGAGGAGCUCGGGGUUGUCAUGGACUAUGCGACCGGGAGGGAAGUUGAACGACGAAUCGCAUUCCCGGUGCUCGACUUCCAGAAGAUUUUUGGAGAUUCGGAUUACUUUGCUGCUGGCAACGUAUACACCAUCGCCAAUAUAUCACAACGCGAUGCCUACAUCUUCUUUGCCCAGUCACGCAAGGUGCUCGAUGAUUCGGAGGAGCCGCCGCCACUCCCGCGUGAGAAAGAGAGCUUGCCGACCAAGGCAAAGGCAAAAGUCGUGGCGAAGAAGUAA
Messenger RNA from Rhizoctonia solani, 1620 nucleotides. RefSeq names its product centromere protein Scm3. The transcript is spliced from 10 exons. Bases 1 to 1620 code for a protein of 539 amino acids. NCBI's taxonomy places the organism in Eukaryota, Fungi, Basidiomycota, Agaricomycetes, Cantharellales, Ceratobasidiaceae. The record is from RefSeq and is a predicted model, not a curated record.